GUCAUGGCGGUGGCGCUGAGGCGGUCGCGUAAUGGCGGCCGCAGCGCUGAGGAGGCGGUGUCAUGGCGGUGGCGCUGAGGCGGCCGCACGAUGAUGUCGCGAUACACGCGGAAGGCGCUGCCCCCCAGCGCUUUGGAGUUACAAGGACUUACAAAACAUGCCUUGCGGCAUCAUCCGCUGCCGGAUCCACAAGAUGAGGGGUGCCCAGCCACACCCACGUUGGAAAACUACGGAGAGAUCUCAAGUGAGUCUGAAAUCUCGAAGGAAUCAGAUUACCCUCCUGUUACUCCAACCGAUCAGGGGAGUUCAUGGUCUGCUAGUCAGAGUUAUGCAGGAACCUCCACCGAAGACAGCUCGAUCUUCUCUUGGGGCUAUGAUGAAUUUGAUAAAGCUGCCACGCAACAAGUUCAGCGCAUGUUCAGACAAAUUGAUGAGCUGCUCUAUGAACAGAAAGAAAAUGUACAUGUUGAGGGACUGCAGGAAGAAUGCCAGCAGUGGACAUCCAACUUUCCUCAUCUCAGGGUUGUGGGGAAGCAGAUAGUGAUCCCCACAGAUGAAGGGUAUGGAUGGUAUUCGAGUUCACCUUCUGCCAGUUUAGGUUCAUCGGGUGUAAGCUCAUCACAAGAAAAAGAUUCUAAUGAAUUUAGUGUUUUUGGCAAGAAGGUGCCUCUUUCUGUUACUCCUGUUCACAAAAAGGCCGACCGUUCCAAGUCUCUGACCUUAUGUUCUCCAGAGAGCGAAGAAGGUGAAGAUGGAAUAAUUGUCUCUGAAGGUGUAAUAGAGGAAUACUUAGCAUUUGACUGCAGAGAUGUGGAGGAGGAAUUGCAUGAGAGGAAAAUGGGACUCUCUUCUGACAGAUGGAAACUAGGGUUUCCUCCUAUCUCUCCAUAUUCCUGCAUGAAGGAUUCUGUGCUCACGUUUGUGUUUGAUGAUGUGUGGAGUGAAGUCCUAGGCUGCAUGGAAGAGUUAAUCCGCAGACACUGGGAAGGAUCAGCCUCUGAUGAUGAGAAAAACAUCAUAACAGUAGAAACGAUCCGAGCAGGUUCUGGAAGCCCUUUGCAGUUUGAUCCUCUGCCAGUGUUGUUGCCUCGCGUGCCACAAACUAAAAUACCCUCAAUGACAUCAAAUCUGUGCCCCAAAACCAGAUGUGGCCGCAAAACCAAAAAGAGGAAAAAAACACCUCAAGUACGUAUGCUGGAGAGAUGGAAGCUCUGCUAUUUUCUGUGUGCUAUUGCUAUGGUAAAUCUCUCUCAAGGCUCAAGUAGCGGCUCUCAACGUAAUCUAAAUGGCUUGAUAGUGAUCCAUGGGAUCCAGUUACAGCAAAGGAAUCUGCCUGUAAUGGAGAAAACACUGGACCUGGAUGACAAACGACCAGGCUCCAGUUCCAUCCUCUCAAACAGAACGUGGCCAAAUCGUCCCCCUCUGGAGCUCAGUACGUCAUCUCUGUCACGGCCCACGAGAAGGCGAAACCCACCACCACAUACCCUGCAUCCCAUCAACACGAGCAACUCUCGUACUGGGACCCCGCGAUCUGUGGACGAUGUCUUCAGGGGAACUCGAUUUCUGACUGCAUAUGAGCAGCUGACCUCACCCUCCCCACUGCCGCUAAACCGAAAUAAUCUCCUACCGCCCAUCAGUACCACCAACGUGGCAGAGCGCAUGGGCACUGCAGGAUCCCAGAGGCAAACGAAAUCUCGAGGGAACUCCAGUCGAGCUCACAGUGUAAUGACCCACGAAGAUAGCCACCAGCAGCUACACGAGAGGCUUUUCUUACCUGAUCGUUUCUCCAGGCCUAAAACAACCAACGUGUUCUUGCCGGACCCACAGCGUCGCCGUUCUUGCUCUGUUAUUGAUCGCAGUAAUCAAUCUUGGACAAGCAGAGGAUCAACAGAUUCAGGUCUUCAUCCACAUGGCUCUGUGAAAGCUCAAAGUCGAAGUGGAUCAGUCACAAAAAACAAACAUGGGUUCUAACGUGUCAUGAAGAUGUAUCCAUCCAUCUCCAGAAAGUCCCAAACCACCUCUCAUUCUCAGCAAUGUCAGUGUUGUUUACAGAGAGUCUUGAAACACCCUUCUUAGGAAUAAUCUUAUUUUUUAUAUAAAUCUAAGAAGCAACUGCCAAAGAUUAGAAGGGAUAUACUUGCACAUUCCAUUUUCUACCACUAGGAAAAGCUGUAUUCCAGUGGACAGUGAAGCCUAACUCCUAGAAAAUUUAGCAGAUACUCUAAAUCAUUGCUGUUUUCCCA
This is a messenger RNA of Cygnus atratus (black swan), 2243 nucleotides long. It is a transcript of the gene FAM149B1, whose product is annotated as family with sequence similarity 149 member B1. The record is from RefSeq and is a predicted model, not a curated record. The transcript is spliced from 15 exons. Bases 91 to 1971 code for a protein of 626 amino acids. Gene Ontology annotation, biological process: cilium assembly; protein localization to cilium. Lineage: Eukaryota; Metazoa; Chordata; Aves; Anseriformes; Anatidae.